Molecule: messenger RNA, 294 nt
Organism: Cylicostephanus goldi
Lineage: Eukaryota; Metazoa; Nematoda; Chromadorea; Rhabditida; Strongylidae
Source: the annotation of a GenBank genome assembly
AUGGCGAAGUUCGAGUCGACUGUUGCAAUACGGGAGCUUGUGCUUGGAGGAGAAGCCGCAAUGUGGGGAGAGUUUGUGGAUGCUACAAAUCUCAUACCACGUCUUUGGCCUCGCGCUUCAGCUGUAGCAGAAAGACUUUGGUCAGACCCUAGUGCGACUUAUUCUGCUGAUGCAGCUUGGCCUCGCCUUCACGAGUUCCGCUGUCGAAUGAUGAAUCGUGGAUUCCAGACGGAACCUCCAAAUAAUCCCGAUUAUUGUCCUUUCGAGUGGGAUCCGAAAUACACUGAACUUUAA